Messenger RNA from Akanthomyces muscarius, 2952 nucleotides. RefSeq lists its product as uncharacterized. NCBI's taxonomy places the organism in Eukaryota, Fungi, Ascomycota, Sordariomycetes, Hypocreales, Cordycipitaceae. Gene Ontology annotation, cellular component: cytoplasm. The record is from RefSeq and is a predicted model, not a curated record. Gene Ontology annotation, molecular function: metalloaminopeptidase activity; peptide binding; zinc ion binding. The coding region runs from base 1 to 2952 and encodes 983 amino acids. Gene Ontology annotation, biological process: peptide catabolic process; proteolysis. The transcript is spliced from 3 exons.
AUGGCUUCCGUGGCAAGCAAUUGGAUGCAGUCGAUACGAUUGGCGGCGCAGAGUGCGUCGUCGUCGCUGUCGUGGCCGUCGUCGCUGCACAGGGUCUACAGGACAGGAGCCGUUGUCAGAGCUGCGGCUCAGCGGGUGCCAACGGCAUCAGGACGCUUCUACAGCCUCAGCGCUGGGAGGCAGCAGUCGUCGGCUAUAUUAUCCCGUCAGCGUCCCUCGUCUGCCCUUUCGAUAGCUCGCUCCCUCCAGGCUGGCUCGAAAUCUCAACAUCUACACACCAGCCAGACUCAACACUGCUCUUUCCGCCGAAACAACAUGUGCAGAACUCAGUCCGGCCUCGUCCACGGCGGCGUCAAGGAGGACCCGACCAAGGGUCGCGAGCUCCUCCCCGCCAAUGUCGUCCCUACGCACUACGACCUGACCCUCGAGCCCGACUUCACCAACUUCAAGUAUGAUGGUACUGUCACUGUCGACCUCGAUGUUGCCGAGGACUCGAGCUCCAUCUCCCUUCACACCCUCGAGAUCACCAUCCACUCUAGCAAGAUUACCGCCAAUGGCCAGCUUGUCAGCGACAACGCCACCGUCACCACCGACGAGAAGAAGCAAGUCACCAAGUUUGACUUCCAGGGCACCCUCGCCAAGGGCUCCAAGGCCCAGCUCGAGAUCAAGUUCACCGGUAUCCUCAACGACAAGAUGGCAGGUUUCUACCGCUCUACUUUCAAGAACAAGGAUGGCUCCGAGGGUGUUCUCGCCGUCACCCAAAUGGAGCCCACAGAUGCCCGCAGAGCCUUUCCUUGCUUCGACGAGCCUUCCCUGAAGGCCAAAUUCACCGUCCAUCUCAUCGCCGACAAGCACCUGACCUGUCUCAGCAACAUGGACGUCAAGAACGAGACCGAGGUCGGCGCCAAGAAGGCUGUUCACUUCAACACAUCCCCUCUCAUGUCCACCUACCUGCUCGCAUUUGUCGUCGGUGAGCUCAACUACAUUGAGACAACCGCUCACCGCAUCCCCAUUCGUGUCUACGCCCCCCCUAGCGAGGACAUUGAGCACGGCCGCUUCUCCCUCGACCUCGCUGCCAAGACCCUGCCUUUCUACGAAAAGACCUUUGGCAUCGACUUCCCUCUUCCCAAGAUGGACCAGGUCGCCAUUCCCGACUUCUCCGCCGGUGCCAUGGAGAACUGGGGCCUCGUUACCUACCGCGUCGUUGACCUUUUGCUUGACGAGAAGGAGACCAGCGUCAACACCAAGAUCCGAGUUGCCGAAGUUGUUCAGCACGAGCUCGCCCAUCAGUGGUUCGGUAACCUCGUCACCAUGGACUGGUGGGAUGGUCUCUGGCUCAAUGAGGGCUUCGCCACCUGGGUCUCCUGGUACUCUUCCAAUGCCUUCUUCCCCGAGUGGAAGGUCUGGGAGGAGUAUGUCGUCGACAACCUGCAGUCCGCUCUGGGACUUGAUUCUCUUCGCAGCAGCCACCCGGUCGAGGUCCCUGUCAAGUGCGCUGAUGAGAUUGCGCAGAUUUUCGACUCCAUUUCCUACUCCAAGGGUUCUGCUGUUCUUCGCAUGAUUUCCACCUACCUUGGCGAGGACAAGUUUCUCGAGGGUGUUCGCCAGUACCUGAAGAAGCACGCGUACGGCAACACCGAGACUGGUGACCUCUGGGCCUCGCUGGCUGCUGCUAGCGGCAAACCUGUUUCCGAGGUCAUGGGUGUUUGGACCAAAGAGAUGGGAUAUCCUGUCGUCACCGUCACCGAGAACGGCUCUACAGCUGAGGUAACCCAGAACCGAUUCCUCCGCACAGGCGACGUCAAACCCGAGGAGGACAAGGUCCUCUACCCCGUCUUCCUGGGUCUCCGUACCAAGGAUGGUGUUGAGAAUGCCGCAACUCUCACUGGGAGAACGACCCAGUUCGAUAUUCCUGCGGAUGAUUUCUUCAAGCUGAAUGCCAACCACACCAGCCUGUACCGCACAGCUUAUUCGCCCGAGCGACUACGCAAGCUGGGUGAGGCGGCCAAGGCAGGCCUUCUUACUGUUGAGGACAGAGCUGGCAUGAUUGCCGACGCCGCCUCGCUGGCCAUUGCCGGCUACCAAAAGUCCAGCGGCAUUCUGAACUUGCUCAAGGGCUUUGACUCUGAGACCGAGUAUGUUGUCUGGAGCGAGAUUCUGGGCCGACUGUCAGGCAUUGAAGGUGCCUGGCUCUUCGAGGACAAGGUCGUUCGUGAUGGUCUGAAGAAGUUCCGCAGAGGACUCGUCAGCCCCAAGGCGCAUGCCCUGGGCUGGGAGUUCAAGGAGACUGAUACCCACAACGAAGAGCAGUUCAAGACUCUGAUGUUCGCUUCUGCCGGAGGCAGCGGCGACGAGAAGAUCAUCCAAGCUGCCCAGGAUAUGUUCGCCAAGUACGUCACCGGGGACAAGACGGCUAUCCACCCCAACCUGCGUGCUUCUGUCUUCACUUUGAAUUUGAAGCACGGAGGUGCAAAGGAGUUCGACCAGCUGGUUGAGGUCUACCGAACCUCCAGCAACAGCAACGAGCGCAAUACGAUUCUGAGAUGUUUCGGCCGUGUCGAGGAUCCCGAGGUCAUCAAGCGUGGCUUGGCUAUGGUCUUUGGCCCUGAUAUCAGGAACCAGGACUGCACAUCAGCUCUUGGAGGCUUCCGCGCCCACCCUCGAGGAAUCGAGGCCAUCUUUGAGUAUCUCACCAGCAACUGGGACCUAAUCCUGAAGAAUAUUGGUGACAACCCAUCGCUGCUCGGUGGUCUUGUUGGCGUUACUACCGGUGGUGCCACCAAGGCUGAGCAGCUAGCCAAGAUCGAGGCCUUCUUUGCCGACAAGGACACGAGCGCCUUUGACCAGACUCUCAACCAGAUGAAGGAUAUCAUCCGCGCCAGAAUCGCUUGGAUCGAGCGUGAUGGCGAAGAUGUCGCGGCGUGGGUUAAGGAGAACGGAUACCUUUCUUAA